AUUGACUUAUCCAACUUUGAUUGAACUUAGGUUCUACGUCACACUUAAAAUCACACUGUUUUUUAUUCGUUUCCCAAAUUUUUCAUUAAUUCCUAAAAAUGAGCGUUGUCGAUGAGCUUCCGACCAUUGAGUCCAUAAUCGACAACAUGUUUGCCCGGCUGCGCAUCAUUGCCGUGGACGUGGAGAAGUUGCAGAAGGCGAAGGAGAAGCUGGGCAACAUGCAGCGGCGGAAAACGUUCCGUAACCUUUUAGGCCCGGAUGACGACGCCAGCUUUAUUCGGGGUGGAAGCGGGGCGGAAGGGAUGGACAUCCACUCUAAGUACUCCUUAUUUUCGGCGUAUAACGAUAACUCCGACGGGAUCUCGGAGGAGGAAGUUGAUUUUGAGGAGUUGAGUGAAGAUCUGUGCCAAAUCCCGUUCGAGGAAGAUCGCUGGCACGGCUUCUUCCGAGGCUUCCAGAUCCUGACCACUCCACACGCCCCCGAUCCUAAUGAGAACCGCAAAUGUGUCGAGCUUUCAGCGAUGCCGAAUUGCGAUAACGAGCUUAAGAAAUAUCUACUAAACGGAGUCCGCUGCUUCCUGAUCAAUCUUUUCGUGGGCACCCAGCACGACAACCAGACUCUGAUCGUAAAGCUGCGCGAGGCGGAGAUCAGUGUGUCCAAGGAGUUGGGCUUCCCGGUGGCGUCCUCAAUCAUGGUGAAGAUCUCGCCGCGCCACCAGUUUACCGGCGGUUUUAACACUCAGUUCCGCCUGGAAGGCAAGACGUCCGUCGACCUGGUGCAGGGCCAGAAGAUAAUCCUUACCGUAGAUCGGGAGUUCUCCGACAGGUGCACCUCGGAAGUUGUCUACGUGAAUGCGCGCUUCCUGAUCGUCGACGUGCAGCAAUUCGACUUCAUCCUGAUCGGCGAUGAGAUCCAGCUGAUGGUGCAGAGCGUCCACACGGACCACCUCAAGUGCUGUGUGGCCAGGGGCGGUGCCCUGUACGCCCACAUGCCCGUCCUGUUCCCGGCCAGGUGCCGCCGCUUCCGGAUCUCGUAUGAGGAGCUGGAGGAUCUGACCUUUACCCGAGAGGUGGGUCUCAACGUGGUGGUGUCGCAUAUCGUGGGCACCCCGAAGUACCUGGACGACCUGGAGCAUGCGAUGUCCGUCAUACAGUGCGAUGGAAUGCGGGUGUACGCAAGAGUGGUCCUCAACGAGAUCCUGGGCUGCAAGGGUGAGCUGAACUGGGCCGUUAAGCGCUACGAUGGCUUCUUCGUGGAGCUGGCCAAGCCGGCGGUUGUGCCGGACAUCAUGCACCUGUGUCCCGACGCCGAGUGCUUCAUGCAGCUGGCCUACGCCUCCAAGAAGCCCAUCAUCUUCGAUCCGAGGCUCCUUGACGAGCAGCAGCUCAGGGUGGACCCGGCGCACUAUUACUACACGUUCUACUAUCCCGAUAAGUACCUGGUUUCCUGCCCUCCGUCGAAGAAGAGCUGCUACUUCCGCUACUUGCAAAGCGCGAUCUUCGAGCAGAUCUGCCCGGUGGCGCUGGCCAACAAUCCGUACUGCGACCGCUCGCACACGGGAGCGGACAGCCUAGCCCGCGCCGUGGUCACCGCCUCCUUGGAGGUUCGCGCGGUGGCCAUCGUCGUCAUAGGGGUAACCACCCGGAUGGUGCAGAAGAUCGCCCACUUCCGGCCGCAGGCUCCUAUACUCUUCGUCAGCCACAUGCGCUCCGCCGAGGACUACGUUUCUAUGUACCACAACGUCACCAUGCUCCCGUAUUGCACUGGGAGCCUGAUCGCACACCGAAGAAACGUCUACCGAAAGGCCAUCUAUGCGCUGGCCUAUCUGGUCAAGCUUAAGAUCGCCAAGCACAACGAUCCGGUGAUUCUGGUGUACAACUACGAGGAGGGCACGACAUUUCCCGAAAAGUACCUUAUUUACAACCUGGACAAAACUUUCUUCACCACGCAAAUGGCUGAGAUUUUUUUCGCAGUGGACCCCUCCCAGAAAGGCCAGACCCUUAAGGAUUUCGAGCCAGAAUAGCUCCAGUAUAUGUGUGUAGAUAUUUAUUUGGUUUGGUGAAUAAUCGGAAUGUUGUGUUUUCGCCUACAAUAUACAAAACAAAUACAUACAUAAAUAUAUAGAUACACAUUUCCUACACUGA
This is a messenger RNA of Drosophila ficusphila, 2145 nucleotides long. RefSeq lists its product as uncharacterized. Gene Ontology annotation, biological process: glycolytic process. The record is from RefSeq and is a predicted model, not a curated record. The transcript has 2 exons. The coding region runs from base 99 to 2024 and encodes 641 amino acids. Gene Ontology annotation, cellular component: cytoplasm. NCBI's taxonomy places the organism in Eukaryota, Metazoa, Arthropoda, Insecta, Diptera, Drosophilidae. Gene Ontology annotation, molecular function: magnesium ion binding; pyruvate kinase activity; potassium ion binding.